This is a messenger RNA of Corticium candelabrum, 3721 nucleotides long. RefSeq names its product ATP-dependent translocase ABCB1-like. Gene Ontology annotation, biological process: transmembrane transport. The record is from RefSeq and is a predicted model, not a curated record. Lineage: Eukaryota; Metazoa; Porifera; Homoscleromorpha; Homosclerophorida; Plakinidae. Gene Ontology annotation, molecular function: ATP hydrolysis activity; ABC-type oligopeptide transporter activity; ATP binding. The transcript has 20 exons. The coding region runs from base 106 to 3486 and encodes 1126 amino acids. Gene Ontology annotation, cellular component: membrane.
CUAACAACUUGCAUUGGAGGUAUUAUUCUUGGGAUUGUCAUUGAGUGGAGGCUUUCUCUAAUUGUACUCUCAGUCACUCCUGUACUGGCUUUUAUUGUAGCUACAAUGUCUAAGUUUGUUGUUACUAAUGCAACCAAUGAGCAGAAGGCAUAUGCUAAGGCUGACAGCACCGCUGAGGAGGCCAUAUCAUCUAUUCGAACAGUUAUUUCAUUUGGAGGCGAAGAAUUAGAAGCAAAGAGGUAUGAGUCUGCAGUAGUUGAUGCUCAACGUGUCUCACGGUUGAAUACUCUCAUAUUAAGUGUUGUAGUGGGCGUCAUGUAUUUUCUUGUGUUUGGCACGUGUGCAUUGGCUUUUUGGUAUAUUGGAUAUCUUGUUCGAACUGAAUCGGCAUCAGCUGGAAAAAAAUUGAUAGUAAGGCAAAUUUCUGAUCAAUACUGGAUUGUCUUUGUGCAAAUACAAUUGUUGUCGAAGGCAUUUAUAGCUGUUCUUCGUGCUGCAUUUGCUUUGGGAAAUAUUGUACCAAGUGUCGAAAUGGUUUCAGCAGCCAAAGGUGCUGCUGUCAGUGUGUUCAGCAUAAUAAGUCUGAAACCAAAAAUUGAUUCAUUGUCUGCUGAAGGAAGCACAGUAGCUGAAGACAAACUAAAUGGAGAUCUUGAAUUUGGAAAUGUAUCUUUUUCAUAUUCUGCAAGACCAGAUAAACAGGUUCUGACUGACAUAAAUUUGACCAUUAAAAGUGGUGAAACUCUGGCACUAGUUGGUCCAAGUGGCUCAGGAAAAAGUACAAUUGUUCAACUAAUUCAGAGGUUUUAUGACCCAACUACAGGAGAGAUAUAUCUGGAUCAGCACAAUUUGAAAUCAUUGAAUGUGCAUUGGCUGCGAAAACAAAUUGGUGUUGUCAGUCAAGAGCCUGUGCUGUUUGCAACCACUAUUGCUGAGAACAUUCGAUAUGGCCAUCCAGAUGUCUCAUUUGCAGACAUUGUCAGAGCUGCCAAAGCUGCUAAUGUACAUGACUUUAUUAAGUCAUUACCUGAGCAAUACGAUACACAAGUUGGAGCUGCUGGAUCACUUCUGUCGGGUGGUCAGAAGCAGCGCAUUGCCAUUGCUCGUGCGUUAGUUAACCAUCCCAAAGUUCUGCUAUUGGAUGAAGCAACAUCUGCUCUUGACAGUAAUAAUGAAGGGCUUGUGCAGGAUGCAUUGGAUAGAGCACAGAAAGGAAGGACAACUGUAGUGAUUGCUCAUCGACUGAUUACAGUUUUGAAAGCAACAAAAAUUGCAGUUAUUGUUAAUGGUGUGAUAGAAGAGAUGGGAUCACAUGGUGUGUUGAUGGCCAAGAAAGGAGCAUAUUAUAGUUUGAUCGCUUCACAGAAUCAUUUACACCACAGCACUGGUGAAGUUACAGCACACGCGGAACCCAGUGCUAGAGACUUGUGGCAGAGAUUGUGUGACGUUGUGCAUUUUCAGUCAGCUUUUGUUCAAAGGUUUCAAACUUUCAGACAGCAAUCAAGGAAAGUGUCAAUAAAACAACGACCAGAAAGAAACAAAAGCUUUCGUGUUCCAGGUGGAUCCAGUUAUUACAGACCAUCUAGAAUCAGUCGUAAUACAUUGGACAGAGCCAGUCGAGGUCAAGAGUCUUUAAACUGUAGACUUCUUUCUCGUCAGUCAACUACGUUUGCUAUACAAGUGGGUAAUGACAAUGAACCAGCUGGUAAUGAACCAGCUGGUAAUGAAUCACAGCCACUACCACCUUCUCUAAUGCAGUUGAUUAAGUUGAAUAUUUCUGAAUGGCAGUGUCUACUGUGGGGCAGUGUUAGUGCUAUUGUUGCUGGGAUUGUUAUGCCUAUCUUUGCAUAUGUUUUUGCUGAGGUUUUACAGACCUUUACUAAGACAUGCAGUGCUAUUGAAAGCCAGCUGAUUACUUGGUCAUCUGUGUUAGUUGGAAUUGGAGUUGUAGCUGGGCUGGCUGAGUGUUUAAAGAACUAUUGUCUGGGACAUGCUAGUGAGCAUUUGAUCAGUCGAAUAAGGGUGAUGGCGUUUCGAGGUGUUCUUCAACAAGAUGUUGCUUGGUUUGAUAAUUCGUGUCAUUCUGUUGGUCUUGUUUGUUCUCGUCUGGCUCAUGAUGCAGCAGAAAUAAAGCCAGGUCCUGGAGGUCAAAUAAUUUCAAUUGGCCAAUCAUUUGUAACAGUGUUAACUACUUUCACUGUGUCUUUUAUCUUUAAUUGGCCACUGACGUUUGUGAUGCUUGAAUUAGCACCCAUCUUGGUCAUUAUUGGUGUUGUCCAGUUCAAGGUUUUAGCACAAUAUGAGAGAACUAUACAAGAAAACAUUGAAUUAGCCAACAGUUUGGCUGUUGAGGCUAUAGCCAACAUACAAACAGUUGCACAACUGACAAGUGAGGAUAGACUACUGCAGAGAUAUAGUGACCUUUUGAAGAAGCCGUUUGCAGUUGCUUCUGUUCGAAAUUAUUUGGUGGGUUUUUUGAAUGGCUUGCUUGAGGCAAUGCUGUUUUUUGCUGCUGCAGUAGUGUUUCGAUUUGGAGUAUGGGAAAUUGAAGAGUUCCAUGAAUUGGCAUUCAACGAUGUGCUAGUUGUGUUUGGCUGUCUUGUGUUUGGUGCUUUGUCUAUUGGUCAGGCAUUGGCUCUUUCUUCUGAUGCUGCCCAAGCUCGUUUGGCUGCAGCUCAGGUGUUUGAGUACAUUAAUUCGAAACCACUUAUCAAUAUUGACUGUAAAGAUGGCGUGCACACAGAAAUUGCUGGCCGUGUUUGUUUCAAUGAAGUUUCGUUUGCAUAUCCAUCGCGUGUCAAGACUAUUGUGUUGAAUAAGAUGAAUCUUACUGCAGAAGCAGGCCAGACUGUAGCAAUUGUUGGAGCAAGUGGUUGCGGAAAGAGCACAUGCAUUCAACUGUUGCAAAGGUUCUAUGAUGCUCAUAUGGGGAGAUUGCAAGUGGAUGGUUGCGAUGUCCAUAAUUUCAAUGUGAAGUACCUUCGUUCUCAGAUGGCUCUAGUUAGUCAGGAGCCAGUGCUGUUUGCACGUAGUAUUCGAGAAAACAUUGCAUAUGGUGAUCACUCACGGCAAGUCUCCCAACAAGAGGUCGAAGAUGCAGCAUCUGCUGCUAAUAUCCACUCUUUCAUCGUCUCUUUGCCAAAUGGGUAUGAUACAUUGUUGGGUGAGAAAGGAAGACAGUUGUCUGGUGGUCAAAAGCAACGAAUAGCUAUUGCUCGAGCUUUAAUCCGUAAACCCAAGAUCCUACUCUUGGAUGAAGCAACCUCAGCACUUGACAGUGAAAGUGAAAAGGUAGUGCAAGAGGCUCUUGAUAGAGCUCGACAGGGCAGAACCUGCUUCGUGAUUGCUCAUCAUUUAGCUACUAUUGAACAUGCAGAUAAGAUUGCAGUUAUGAGAGAAGGACAACUUAUUGAAGAAGGAACACAUGCUCAGCUAAUGCAACUUCAGCGAUUGUAUUACUCCUUCCAUGCAGGAAGAAUAGCGUAGGGGCUACUAUGGGCAGCUUACUCCAAUCUAAGCUACAGGACGAUGAGACAAUGCCUUUAAUUAAUUAAGGACAACAGCAAACAUCCAUGUGUUUGUCAACAUUGCAUGUUGUGAUCAAGUUAGCUAAAUGUGAAGUUAGGCAAGUCUACGUAUGCACACUUGCACAACAUACAGCUCAACUUUCUUGGCUUCAGAUGAAUACAACUUAUUUGAUUACAAUCAAUCAAAAAAUUUA